Symbiodinium pilosum is the source of this 2052-nucleotide messenger RNA. NCBI's taxonomy places the organism in Eukaryota, Dinophyceae, Suessiales, Symbiodiniaceae. The record is from the annotation of a GenBank genome assembly.
AUGCACAGCUUGGCACCUCCACGCUCGUUCCCCAAAAGAGCGCCUUGCAGGCGGAGGACGACAGGGAAGCUGCCACACUUGCCACAGCCCCGAGAUCUGAGCGUGCCCCCACGCUGGCAAGUUGUGGCUCACAGCCACACAAGGCAGGAUGUGUUUGCACCAAGUGCUUGCGUCGGCGCUGGGGCUUCAAACAAGCUGCUGGUGCCGCCGGUGGAGGGUACGUUGGGUUUGCGUGAAGCAGCGCACCACAGGCGGGACAUUCUCUGGGACUUGGAUCCUUCAGCCCACAACGAUCUUGGAGCUUAUACUUGGUCCCUCGAGUUUAUCACCUGUCAGGAUGAGAAGAUUCAGUCACCCUAUGCGCUGGCAUACUUCGGGGCGGAUGCCCAAGAGGACACCAAUGAGGAAGAGGAAUUCGUGGACUACGGGCAGUUCACGCUGCCAGAGGACACGAUUUUUGAUGAGGAUGAGUUCAUCCGGCCCUCAAAGGCCAGACAACGGACUUGCAAGGAGUACAUCGUCGAUAAUUCGGACCUGCAGGCAGAUGCACCAGGCGUGGCUUUCCGCUUCAGCUGCCGGCUGGAGGAUAGGGAUGAUGUGCGGCCGGUCGCACAGUGGGGAACCAUUGUCACUGGAGAGGACAAGGGCGAUGGCUGGAUUCAGGUUGGUGAGCGGUUUCUUCCGAUCGAAGUGGGUGGGAAGAAGGUCUUGCUCGAGCGGGCCCCCUCAAAGUUCCGGGCGGAUGAUCGUCAGGAUGAUAUAGCCGAGUUCGACGAGGCUUGGGCAUCAGACAUGGAUGUUUCCCUCAAAGCUCGCAUGGAAGCAAGGCGGCGACAGCGCCUGCAGCAAGCAGAGCAGCGUCGCGCACAAGAUAAGGAGCAUGGAGAGCAUGAGCAGCGAAGCCGGGAACUCCUCCGCAAGCACAAGAUGCUCAUGCACGAGCUGGAUACCUGGGACCAGGUCCUUGGCUUGCCAAGAAGCACCUCUCCAGAGGAGAUCGAACGAGCAUACAAGGCAUUGUGCGCCAGGUACCAUCCGGACAAGGCUCCACAAGCAGAUCGGGCAGCGCGAGCUGCUUUGGAGCGGUCGAUGGCAAGAAUAAAUGAAGCGUUCAGUGUGCUGUCGAACCCAAAGCAGCGCUGGAAUUAUGACCGGUCACUACCAACCCCAGAGGAGAAGGCUGAAGCUACGGAACACCUCCGCUCAGUGGUUCAACCUGGUCGAGAGCUUGCGGAUAGCGGCGCAGAUGCUGACUUCGAUUUCUCCGGUGAUGGCAGGCCAUUCCGCUUUUGUCGGGGGAAGGCUGCGCGAGUGGCGCAGCUCUGUGGCAGCAGAGAGAAGGUGCGCAUUGCGAUGAACCAGCUGGUGGGCAGAGCGCCCAUGAAGCUGGCUGACUGCAGUGGUGUCAUCCGGCACGUGGGGCCGAUGACCCCCUUUGGCGGCUUAGGUGAGUGUGGCCAUGCCAACUGCAUGGCCCAUCGUUUGCGAAAUCCAGAGAUUCGCGCUGGCUUCCGAGACUUCGUGGUCACCAGCGUGCGUGAUGCAGUUCGAACCAGGACAGAGUGGUGGGGCUCCGGAGGCCUGCGGUAUACAUCCUUGGGCAGCGGUGAACUCCUCUUUGACCUGGAGCUCCUGGAAAGACUUCGGGAGGAGGCAGGCGUGCAGAUUGCGCAGAUCUGCUUGAUUGAUAACGGAUAUCGACAGCCCAGCCUGGCGACGCGACGUGCUCUUCGCGAGUUCGCAGACUGGCAGCGCGCAAGUGCACAGAUGAGACGAGCACAGCCCUGCGAAAUUCUCGUGUUCGGACACUUAGCUGAUUAUUCCGAGGCAUCAGCCAAGGGUGGCCGUGCUGCAAACUGCCAUGUCUUCGUACAGUGCGACACGCACUGGAACGGCUGCGCAGGCGACUGCAGUCGGCUGGCAAGCCGUGCCCUUUGCAAGGAUGGCGUGUUGGCACGACUGGCAGAAAGCACAGAUGCAUUGCACGCAGAGAUGCCGAAGGGCGUCCUAGUGAGCCCCUUUCAGGGAGACCUAGAGACUCCGCAGGCCUGA